This is a messenger RNA of Penicillium lagena, 420 nucleotides long. RefSeq names its product cupin domain-containing protein. The coding region runs from base 1 to 420 and encodes 139 amino acids. The record is from RefSeq and is a predicted model, not a curated record. Lineage: Eukaryota; Fungi; Ascomycota; Eurotiomycetes; Eurotiales; Aspergillaceae. The transcript is spliced from 2 exons.
AUGCAAGAACCAAUCUACAAUCCCGAGUGUCCUUUGGCGACGACCACCAUCGCUUACCAGCAUAAACUGGUCAACUGCCCCGGAAAGACCAUUGUCGGAAUGCUUGUCGAAUAUCCUCCAAACGGUGCGACACCCCCUCACCGUCACGGAGGUGCUUCUGUCUCCGCCUACGUGAUCCGUGGCUCUGUCUUGAAUAAGAUGAAUAAUGAUCCGAUGAGGGUAAUCGAGCACGGAGAUUCCUGGUAUGAGGCACCAGGCUGUCACCACCGGAUUAGCGCCAAUAUGAGCAAGAGCGAACCCGCGGCGUUCUUCGUAAAUUUUGUAAUUGACUCAGAGGUUUUGGAGCGGGACGGUCCAUCGGUGCUUGUGCAAUAUGACGCAGAGUAUAAGGAUAUCAUCGCACGGAAAAUGCAGGCGUAA